Messenger RNA from Paramecium sonneborni, 628 nucleotides. The record is from the annotation of a GenBank genome assembly. Lineage: Eukaryota; Ciliophora; Oligohymenophorea; Peniculida; Parameciidae.
AUGUUUAAUUUGUUUGCAGUUUUUUUGUUUCAUUUCAAAAAAUAUAAAACGAAUAGAAGUUUUAAUGAUUAAUUAAUGUUAUAAACAAUAUAAGCUAUUUUUGGGCUCUUUGUCCUUCUAAAGAUUUUCUACUAUUUUAUAAUGCUUAUCUUAAAGUGUUUUGGCAUUGUAAAAUGGGAAGAUGAUACAUAACCAUAAUAAAAUUAGUUAUAAUAAUAGGAAGCAUAAAAUACAUCAAUUAUCUAAAAUCAGUAUUAAUAGAUUUAAGGGAAAAAGGAAAAUGAAAAAACUAAGAAGAAUAAAUCAAGUAAGCAAAAAAAAUAGGAAAAGGUUAUGAAAGUUAUGUAGGAAAAGAUGGAAGAGGAGAGCAAGAAAAAAUAAGAUUAAUAAUAAUAAAUGGUCACUCAAAAAUAAAUUGUCACCUAAUAACAAAUUGAAUAUCAUAGAUUGGAAAUGCAACGAUUAUAGGAUUUAAAAAGAAUUGAAGAAACAUUACGUCAAGAAUAAAAAAAAGAGAUUGAAAGAUAAGUUUAAUUAAAAUUAGAAGAAUUAACUAAUAAGUUGUAAAAUAAGUAGCCUGUAAAAAAAUAAUAAUAAUAAAAAAGUAAAAGAUGACAUUACAUGUGUG